Molecule: messenger RNA, 1431 nt
Organism: Fonsecaea nubica
Lineage: Eukaryota; Fungi; Ascomycota; Eurotiomycetes; Chaetothyriales; Herpotrichiellaceae
Exons: 1
Coding region: 1-1431 (476 amino acids)
Biological process (GO): positive regulation of transcription by RNA polymerase II
Cellular component (GO): nucleus
Molecular function (GO): DNA-binding transcription factor activity; transcription cis-regulatory region binding
Source: RefSeq, a predicted model, not a curated record
AUGGACGCCGAAUCGAUCGCGACACAGUUCGUAUCGCCCGGCGCAGUCUCCAAUGAAAGCAUUUUCGACGAAUAUGCUGCCGACCCGCGCUUCCAACAGCUUCAAACCGAGCUGAGGUCGUGGCUGGUCGUGGGGGCGAACCACUGGGAUCAAACUCGCGAAACCAGCCCAUUGUCUCCGGACCCUCUCAGCCUCGCUCCUCGACAUAAGCCCGGGUACCAGUAUCUCUGGGACCAUCUCGAAAACCGGGCGGCGGACCAGAUCCCCCUAGAGUCGAAAAUCAAGUACCUCCACGUCUGGAUCACCGAGUGUGCACCGUGGCUGGACAUGUUCGACACGGAGCGUCAUUUCGGUCUACAGGUGCCCAUCAUUGCGCAGGAGUCAGCGGCCGUCUUUCACGCCCUUUUGGCCCUCGCGGCCCGCACGGCCGAACGGCGAGGAUAUACGAAGGGCUCCCGCGACAGCUUGGAGCUAUACUCGCAGGCCAUUUCCUCGCUCACGUCCUCGCUGAACACAAAGGAUCCCCAUGUGAUGGUCACGGCAUGUCUCCUCUGCGUCCUGGAAAUGAUGAGUGUCAGCCCCCAAGACUGGAGGCGCCACGUCGAAGGCUGCGCUGCCCUCUUUGCCUCGUCCGGCAUCAACGGCUUCUCCGGCGGCUUGUUGCAGGCCGUCUUCUGGUGCUAUGCGCGAAUGGACCUCUGUGGCGCCAUCAUAGCCGACGGCGCCGAGGCGACCAUCCUGCCCAUCAACAAGUGGGCGUUGUUACCCGGCUUGCCAAGCUCCGACCCGGGGACGCCAGAAGCAAUCACGCGCGAGUUCUUGACCAGGGGCCACCAGGUCCCCGACAUGUACGCCAAUUAUGCCGUCUACCUGUGCGCCAAGGUCUGCGACCUCCUCGCCCGCCGCACGAGAUGCGUCGAGUACGGCGAAGACAACGGCUGCGACCGCGACAACUUCGCCCGCGAAUGGGCCGUGCUGUGGACGGAGCUUCAGGAAUGGUACACGCAACGCCGGCCGGAGAUGAUGCCCGUCAAAGCGACCAAGUCCGGGCCCGAGAGCUCCCCCUUCCCCAUGAUCUUCUUCGCUCACUGGGCCGCCAUCUCGAGCAACCAGCUCUACCACACCGCCUGCAUCCUGAUGCUGGAGAUUCGGACUGAGGAGACCUGCGACCGAUUCGACACGGUGUACUCACCCCUGUGGCACGCGCGGCGGGUCGUGGGGAUUUCAUUGACAAACCCGCACCCUGGAUGUAUCAACAACGCGAUCCAACCCCUGCACACGGCAGGCAAGUUCUUCACCCAUCUGGAGGAACAGUCUAUCAUCGUCAAGCUGAUUGACUCGAUCGAAGCACGCACCGGGUGGGGAUCCCGAUGGCGUGUCAAGGAUUUGGAAGCAGUAUGGGGUUAUCGUCGUGGGUUUUUCUCUUCGUGA